Mizuhopecten yessoensis (Yesso scallop) is the source of this 5210-nucleotide messenger RNA. Its product is annotated as intracellular protein transport protein USO1-like. The record is from RefSeq and is a predicted model, not a curated record. Bases 233 to 2833 code for a protein of 866 amino acids. NCBI's taxonomy places the organism in Eukaryota, Metazoa, Mollusca, Bivalvia, Pectinida, Pectinidae. The transcript has 14 exons.
UCACAGCGAUCGUUUAGUAAGGACUAAGUUUGAAGUCAAUGUUUCUAGAUGUACAUAAUUAAUACUUCCUUGGCGGGCCUAUUCAAGUCAGCGUGGAUAGCAUUUAUUAUGUUGAUUGUGAAGUUAGAAGAAAAGAAGACUCGCCGUAAGUUAUGGAUAGGUCCUGCCACCGUGUGGUCUGGAUGAUGUACAUGGUGGUAGCUAUUUAACCAGUGUUACGGUGACUACUGUCAUGGGGACGUGCUCCUCGGGGCAAGCACGCCAUCACCAGGAGAAGGAACUUACGGAUGUCCUAAUGAUGUAUUCGAAGCUGGUCCAACCAGACGUUUUUGCAUUCCUGAUAGACUUUUUAAAACAACAUGAAAUUAUUUCGAAUUCAUGGACAAGUGUGACAAAGAAGCUUUCUUCUGCUCCACGACCAAGAUCUACAUCAAAAGCAGAACAGCGGUGCAAAACAAGUAAACAAGAAGAGAAGGAUGACAGUAGCAAGUCUCUUUUAGAACAAAUACAGCAAAACGACAAUCAAGAGGAUGAAAUAAAACGCUUAACAAAUGAAAUUAAGGCUCUGAGGAAAAAAGUUAGAACACUGGAGAGGCGGUCAACAGAAUCAGUUGAAUUUGGAUGCGACCCUGAAUCUCUGCACCGUGAUCAAACCAAGGAAAGGAAGGGAGACGAAGUUCAUUCAACAGCAGACAAACCAACACGCUUGAAACAGGAAGCACAAAUAACCAGACCUAAUGUUUGUGUGACGGGGAAAGGAAUCAAACAUCUUAACAAGGAGAUGUAUAUUGAUAAGAAACAGAUUGUGCCUGAAUCAGAAAGCAUUCAAGAACAGUUCUCUGACACAAAGACUAAAGAAAAAGGAAUGUGUAAACAAAGUGCUUGCGAGGAAGAAAGAAAACAUUUCCUAUCAAAAAUCAAACAAUUUGAGGAAACGAUUGGGAAAUUGCAAACCAAAAUCAGCACCAGUGAAAACAACCGACCAAUGCGGCAUGCUACCGGGAAACAGCCAACGCUUCGAGAGGGGGAAAUGGCACACUUGUCCUCAAACAUGAAGGAAACCGAGCAAAAGAAUGAAGCACUGAAAGAAAAACUUGGUGUCAGUGAGGACGAAGUAAAGGCUCUACGGUUAAACAAAGACCAAUUGACAAGAGAAUUGAAAACAGAACAACAGAAACAUCACACCACCCGUACAGACCUCGGGGAACAGAUAGCGUCACUAAGGGGAGAUAACACCGCGCUGUCGUCUACAGUCGAAAAGUUACAACAGAAUGUUGCUGUGUUGGAAAGAAAAAUCGUUGCCAGUGAAGAGGAUCUGAAAACUGUGAGGUUGAACAAAGACCAUUUGGCACAGGAACUGGAAACUGUUCGACAGGAACAUCUCACCACCCGUACAGACCUGGAGAAACAGAGAGUGUCACUAAGGGGAGAUAACAAUGUACUGUCGUCCAAAGUCAAAACAUUACAGCAAAAUGUUGCUGUGUUGGAAACACAACUCGGUGUCAGUGAAGAUGAGCUGAAGACUCUACGGUUAAACAGAGACCAUAUGACGCAGGAACUGGAAACAGAACAACGGAAUCAUCACACCACUCGUACGGAACUCGGGGAACAGAUAGUGUCACUAAGGGGAGAUAACACUGUAUUGUCAUCUAAAGUCGGCAAGUUUCAACAGAAUGUUUCUGUGUUGGAAAAACAACUCGUUGCCUGUGGAGACGAACUGAAGGUUGUAAAGUUCAACGAAGACAUAUUGACUCAGGAACUGGAAAGAAAACAACAGACUUGUGCGGACCUGGAGGAAUAUAUCGUGUCCCUCAAGGGAGAUAACACUGCAAUGUCGUCGACAGUCGAAAAACUAAAACGAGAUGUUGCUAUGAUGGAAAGGCAGCUCGAUGCAGAGUAUCAACAAUCUCAAAAAAUAUUUCUGGAGGCCGGAGAAGCCGUGGGUAUGUUGGACCGGCAGUGGAGAGUCGAACCUAUAUUUGAUCACCAGUACCUACAGAACAUAAAGGAUGAGGUUGAACAGUACUGGCCUCUCAGAGAUACGGGUGUGUCCAUGGAUGCCUUACGACACGUGAACAUUCUAUUUAUUGGACCCAUUGGCGCCGGGAAGUCCAGCUUUCUCAAUUCAGUAGAAUCUGCUUUCCGUGGCCACGUGACUAUAACUGCUGGUGCCGGUAGCCGAACUAAGAGUGUAACAUCUAUGUACCGACAGUAUCCAGUUCGAGCCUCGGACAACAGACACACCAUGAAAUUGCGGCUGUGUGACUGUAGAGGACUUGAGGAUAGAAUCGGUAUCAGCAGAGACAUUGAUUCCAUUCUAGAAGGACAUAUGCCCGACGAUUAUGCGUUUAACACCUCCUUCCCGUUGACAUGGAACAUGCAUGGAUACAAACACAACCCGAGCCUGGAGGACAGAAUUCACUGUGUUGUGUACGUCCUGGAUGCUGAGACAUACUCCGGGGAACUCGGUAUACCCUUUGUGACAGAGCCUGUGAGGGAGCAAAUCAAGACCAUCCAGGAAGCUGUAGACCAGAGAGGAAUUCCCCAACUCGCUAUAUUGAGUAAAGUGGACAAUAUUUGUGAAGCAACUAAACAGCACACAGCCAUGGUGUAUCGGAGUCCAAUCAUAAGACAAAGGUGUGUAGACGCUGCCGGCUGUCUCGGGUUACCGCCAAUGACGGUGAUGCCGAUGAAGAACUACUUUUGGGAAACGUCUACCAAAGACGAUAUUAGUAUCCUUGCGCUGUACAACAUCCGGCAAAUGUUGCGAGCAGCCGAUUCUUUCCUUCGCGCCAACCACCUCGACGAACUUCGGGCGGAUAGACACAAAUAACUGUAUCUGCAAGGUGAUACGACCAAGAUAGAAACAUCUGGUUACGUGAAAAAAAUAUUUUCAGAUUCUCAGGCGAGGAUUCAAAAAAGGUGCUACCUGUCUUCGUAUGUGUAUAUUGUACUUGUGUUUUUUUAGAAAUGCAGAAUACAUAAACUCUGGUUGUGUUGAAGCUUUAACAGAUAUCCUAGCAUAAAAUAAAUCAGUAUUCUAAUAUGUAUUUUACCCGUUGGUUUUUGACGCGUUUCUUUAUCAUGAAUGAUUGAUUUAAUUGGCAUUGCCCAUGGUAAAUGGUUAUGAAACAGUAUUUGUGAUUUGUGAUUUUAUCUGACCAAAUUUUCGGAAUAGUAUACUAUCGUACAAUACAAUGAUAUGGUGAUCACAUUUUUCUGCAGUGGUCAGUAGCGGUUUCAUUAAAAAAAAGUGCUGUUUUCCUUACGUUACAAGUAAAGGUAGCUGGCAGGUUGUGAGUUGAUUAUUCGUGUUAUCCAGUGUUUAUAUACAUACCCUUUGUUCACCUAUAAAUUAUUAAAUUGUUAAAUUGACUUUAUCCCCGUUUUCAUCCUGAUUUCACUGACCAGCCAGCUAGUUCUAUAUAGACUUUUUGUAAGUCUCAAAUAUAAAACGUCCAUGAAGAAAUAUUUUCUUGGAAGCUCAAGAGGGUGCAGACUUACACCCUCGACAAUUUCCGUUAAAUCUAGUCAUAUACACCAAUCAACAAGAACAUCCUCACACGAAUAUCAAACCCUGGGGUGAUGGAUUUUGACAAGUUUGUCUGCAGAGGUAAGAUGUUCACAUAUAAAAACACAUCCCCAUACUAAUAACAAACAAAUUAACAAGCUUGCUGUUAAAUUAUGUAGAGGCAAGAUGUUCACACAUAAACAGCACAUCCUCAUACAAAUAACAAACAAAUUAACAAACUUGCUGUUAAACUAUGUAGAGGCAAGAUGUUCACACAUAAACAGCACAUCCUCAUACAAAUAACAAACAAAUUAACAAGCUUGCUGUUAAACUAUGUAGAGGCAAGAUGUUCACACAUAAACAGCACAUCCUCAUACAAAUAACAAACAAAUUAACAAGCUUGCUGUUAAACUAUGUAGAGGCAAGAUGUUCACACAUAAACAGCACAUCCUCAUACAAAUAACAAACAAAUUAACAAGCUUGCUGUUAAACUAUGUAGAGGCAAGAUGUUCACACAUAAACAGCACAUCCUCAUACAAAUAACAAACAAAUUAACAAGCUUGCUGUUAAACUAUGUAGAGGCAAGAUGUUCACACAUAAACAGCACAUCCUCAUACAAAUAACAAACAAAUUAACAAGCUUGCUGUUAAACUAUGUAGAGGCAAGAUGUUCACACAUAAACAGCACAUCCUCAUACAAAUAACAAACAAAUUAACAAGCUUGCUGUUAAACUAUGUAGAGGCAAGAUGUUCACACAUAAACAGCACAUCCUCAUACAAAUAACAAACAAAUUAACAAGCUUGCUGUUAAACUAUGUAGAGGCAAGAUGUUCACACAUAAACAGCACAUCCUCAUACAAAUAACAAACAAAUUAACAAGCUUGCUGUUAAACUAUGUAGAGGCAAGAUGUUCACACAUAAACAGCACAUCCUCAUACAAAUAACAAACAAAUUAACAAGCUUGCUGUUAAACUAUGUAGAGGCAAGAUGUUCACACAUAAACAGCACAUCCUCAUACAAAUAACAAACAAAUUAACAAGCUUGCUGUUAAACUAUGUAGAGGCAAGAUGUUCACACAUAAACAGCACAUCCUCAUACAAAUAACAAACAAAUUAACAAACUUGCUGUUAAACUAUGUAGAGGCAAGAUGUUCACACAUAAACAGCACAUCCUCAUACAAAUAACAAACAAAUUAACAAACUUGCUGUUAAACUAUGUAGAGGCAAGAUGUUCACACAUAAACAGCACAUCCUCAUACAAAUAACAAACAAAUUAACAAACUUGCUGUUAAACUAUGUAGAGGCAAGAUGUUCACACAUAAACAGCACAUCCUCAUACAAAUAACAAACAAAUUAACAAACUUGCUGUUAAACUAUGUAGAGGCAAGAUGUUCACUGAUACAAAACGUCAUCAUAUUAAUAACAAACAAGUCAGUUAUUUGGCCUGGAAGUUACUACAGAGGAUAUGGACGAUAAAGAUCGGGAUAAUAAAAUCGCCACAGUUGUUAUAGAGCGGUUGUAAGCUUAAGGCGACUGUAUUUGUUAAAAUAUGAAGGUUAAACUUCUAAAGGAGGAGUCUGUGGUGUCGUCACGGUUGACUGAUUUUGGUAGUGAAUUGACUGUGUUGUCAUGGUGUGUUCUUUUUUCUCCCACUUUUUUUUAAAAAACAUAGAGGCAGUAAUGUUGUGAUAGCAGUUAUAG